GAAACACUUUUAGAGUUCAUAAAGAUAAUAUAUGAAACAGUUAUGCAGCCAGAUGGAUCAAAUAUAUUUGUUAUUUACUUAAGAUGGAUUGUCAAAGUAGGAUCUGGUAAUUAUUGCAAUUUAAAAGAUACGAAAGAGAUUGUAAAGAUUCUAAUGGAUCAAAUAGAUGUUAAUUAUAAUUUUAAUCAAGAUAACAUAUGGGAUAGUUGGAUUUUUGACAAUUAUUUCGAUAUAUUGCAAGAUUUAAAAACGAGUAAGAAUCUAUUUUGUGAUGAAGAAUACCCAGAAAUUGUUGAAAAAUACGACUGUCUUAUGAGCAAAAUAAGCGAAAUUGCUGAAUUGAACAAAAAAGACGUUCUAGAGCCUCUUGAAUCGUUUUAUAUGUAUAAAUGCAUAAGUGAAUAUUGA
Molecule: messenger RNA, 408 nt
Organism: Nematocida parisii ERTm1
Lineage: Eukaryota; Fungi; Microsporidia
Exons: 1
Coding region: 43-408 (121 amino acids)
Source: RefSeq, a predicted model, not a curated record